This is a messenger RNA of Pelobates fuscus (common spadefoot toad), 3515 nucleotides long. RefSeq names its product oxysterol binding protein like 11 (gene OSBPL11). Gene Ontology annotation, molecular function: sterol binding. The transcript has 13 exons. Gene Ontology annotation, cellular component: membrane; intracellular membrane-bounded organelle; cytosol. The record is from RefSeq and is a predicted model, not a curated record. NCBI's taxonomy places the organism in Eukaryota, Metazoa, Chordata, Amphibia, Anura, Pelobatidae. The coding region runs from base 229 to 2409 and encodes 726 amino acids.
GCUCCACUUAUUUAAUUUCCCUUUUACCAACACAGAUUGCAGCAUGCGGAUAUUGAUCGAAUACACGUCAGGAACCAGGGGAAUCCAUCUAUGAAUGUAUGGACAUUUGAAUUGUACAGCCCUGAGACGGAGUACACUCAGACCUCACCUCUAUAUUAGAGGACCCUCUUCUAAUCCAGGGGUCUAUUGAAGGGAAUCUGUGCAUAAAAUAUUGGUUCUGAGGACAUCAUGCAGGGAGACCCGCCACCAAUGAGGGUCUCUGACAAUGAGGGCAAGUUGAAUGUGGUUCCCAGUCCCCCCAGCCAUCGGGCGACUGGCAGGAGUGCAGGUUCCAAGGCUUGGCAAUACAGUGACCACAUGGAAAAUAUCUAUGGGUACCUGAUGAAGUACACCAACUUAGUCACUGGCUGGCAGUACCGAUUUUUCGUUUUGAAUAAUGAAGCGGGACUGCUGGAAUAUUUUGUUAAUGAGCAGUCGAGGAAUCAGAAGCCGCGGGGUACAGUUCAGCUAGCAGGAGCAGUGAUUUCCCCCAGUGAUGAAGAUUCUCAUACGUUCACUGUGAAUGCUGCCAGCGGGGAGCUAUACAAGCUCAGAGCCUCGGAUGCCAAAGAGCGGCAGCAUUGGGUGAGCCGGCUUCAGAUUUGCACACAGCACCAUACCGAGGCUAUUGGGAAGAAUAAUCCUCCUCUGAAGUCACGUAGUUUCUCUCUGGCAUCUCAAGGCAGCGGAAACUCUCCGAACUCACAGCGCCGGCCCAGCCAAAACGCAGCUUCCUUUUUCAACCUUGGCCAUCACAGAGCGUCUCACAUUAACAGACGUGCCCAGGCCCUCCCGCAGGACCACCUGGGAGAUGUCCGAGAGAUGAUGACGCGGGCCGAGAGUCAGCAGAGAGAGUUGAUGCGCAGUAUUGAGGGCCUCCCUUCCUCUGGUCAACUAAGCGCCCUAGACCAGGAUCUCCUGAUGCUUAAAGCCACGUCCAUGGCUACAAUGAACUGUCUGAAUGAUUGCUUCCACAUGCUACACCAACAGCACGCUGCAUUCAGCAAGCAUAUCCUGCCUCCAGGAACCAUUAACUGGCUGGAACCGAGGAUCACGCUGUCCAACCACCUAAAGAAUGGAGAUGACACGGGUUUCUACGCCGAGACCGACAAGGAGCAGGACUUGCUGACUGAAGUGCCCAGCGUGUCCCAAAGCAUCCAGAUGACCAGGGAACCAGAGGACAUAGACCCAGACGAUGAGCUGGAGGAUGACAGUGAGCUAACCGAGGAUGACCUUGGCGCAGUAGAGGAGCAACGAAGCGUCAUCUUACACCUCUUAUCCCAGCUCAAGCUGGGUAUGGACCUUACAAGGGUUGUCCUCCCUACAUUCAUCUUGGAGAAGCGCUCCUUAUUGGAAAUGUAUGCAGACUUUCUGUCUCACCCUGACCUCUUCCUGUCCAUCAGCACCGGUCAAACUGCCGAGGAGCGCAUGGUGAGAUUUGUUGAGUAUUACCUCACCUCGUUUCACGAGGGCCGCAAGGGUGCUCUGGCCAAGAAGCCGUAUAAUCCCAUUAUUGGAGAAACCUUUCACUGUUCGUGGCAAGUCCCAAAAGACACUCUCUGCACCCCAAAACCUGCAGAUCAUCCACCUAAUGCACAUGAUGAAGUAACAGAGGCAAAUGAGAAGGACUUUUAUACAGUCAGAUUUGUGGCUGAACAGGUAUCUCACCACCCUCCUGUCUCAGGAUUCUAUGCCGAGUGCCCAGAACGCAAAAUGUGCGUCAAUACCCACGUGUGGACGAAAAGCAAGUUCAUGGGCAUGUCGAUUGGAGUUACCAUGAUUGGAGAAGGUGUGUUGCAUCUCUUGGAGCACAGUGAAGAAUAUACUUUUACCUUGCCUUGUGCGUAUGCUCGUUCGAUUCUUACCGUGCCAUGGGUGGAGCUUGGAGGAAAGGUUAAUGUGAACUGCGCAAAGUCUGGUUACUCAGCAACCAUCACUUUCCACACCAAACCGUUUUACGGAGGCAAGUUACACAGGGUGACUGGCGAAGUAAAACACAACGCUUCAAACUCCGUGGUUUGUAAAAUUCAGGGAGAGUGGAACAGCGUAUUGGAAUUCAUGCACAGCAAUGGAGAAACGAAAUGUGUGGACCUCACGAAACUUGGAGUUACGCGGAAGAGAGUGCGUCCUGUGGACAAGCAAGGCCUCUUUGAGUCCAGGCGGCUUUGGUCCCACGUUACAGAAGCUUUAAAGGAAAAAAACAUUGAGAAAGCAACUGAACACAAGAGAGCUCUAGAGGAACGCCAGCGAGCGGAGCAACGGCUGCGGGUAGAAACAGAGACUUCCUGGGAAACCAAGUAUUUCAUGAAGGAGGGCGAUGGAUGGGUCUAUAACAGUCCGCUGUGGAAGAGCUCAGACUCGGGGCUUUAAAUACUAAACUGGUGGCAUUGGAUGGGAGGACUCAGACAGUGCCCAGCUAACUGCACCAACUUCCCGGUAGCCUGCGUGUGGAUCUUCUUGCAGGCUGGGAGACUCGUAGCGUUGUGGCGUCUGCUCAGUAUUAAUCAUUUCACCAUCUUAUUUCUGCGUGUCGGAGACUGGAGUACUCGGGAUUCUGCCGCUUACCUGCAGUAACAGACUACUCAUUAACUCUUACAGCACCGGACCGUCAGUAUUAGGUCACGUUUGUUUUAUUUCUAAUUUCUCUGAGCAGAGGUGUAUAAACCAUAUACAGGGGCUGCAGCUUUUCCUAAUUUACAUUUCAGAUCUUAAAGCAGAAAGCUCUUGGACCCACGCCAGGCAGCGAGAAGGCCUUUAUCAGUGUGCUCUUUUUGUUGGUUAGUUUGUGUUAACCCUUUGUCGGCACCUUGUUUCCAGGAGUUGUGGAGUAGAGAGGACGAAGCAGUUUAUUUCCAGUAACUGUAUGUUACUAAUCGCCAACUGAUUUGCUGUGCAUUUGGAGUCCAGAUUUAGUUUGAAUGGAGUUAACUCACUGCGUGCCAGAGGAAAGUGUUGCCCUCUGUCUCCUUUCUCUAUGGACAGGGAAUUACAAGCAUCGGUUAACCUUGGAUCGAUACAGGUACCUACACAAGAUGCCUGUAUUUUAGCUAAUAAAUUACCUGCCAAAAAAAGCACAGAAAGGCAUUGUUACAUUGGAAAGCUAAUUUUGCUGAAGAUGUCAGAAUAUCACAUUCAGGUACAAACUGCUCCCCGUUUUGUAAUCUCCAUUAAUGAUGUUUCUGAAUUGCUGGCAAUCAUGAUGACAGAGUGAAACUUCAGUGACAUUACGGUCCCUUCCAGGAGUGCUGCCUUAAUCUCUUCCAAUCAGUGUGUUUCAUUCCUAUCUGUCCACAGACACGUUUCAGCAUUGUGAUAAAACCAUAACUAACACUGUGGCCUUCGACUGCCUUUUGUUAGCAUGUAUGAGAGCGCACAGGAGCCUGGCCGUGUGUGUCCGCGUGUGUGUGUGUCCGCAAUGCUGUGAUCUGCACUGAACAGACAGACUUUGUGGACUGAAUAAACUCUCUGGAAUAUUA